AUGAAAGUGUUAAGCAGCUGUAAUACCUCAAAGACACUAAAUGCUGGGAACAUGGAGAGCCUGAUCGAGUGCCAGUUGGAGGCUGAUGCCAAGAAAUGCCCCCCGCUUGUCCCAGCAGAUGCUGAAGAUGGACUUUUCCACUUGACUGCAGACAGAACAAAGAGAAGAAAGAAGGUGAUAUCACAGUCAUUUACUCUGAGACGAAGCUCUACCAACAGGAAUUCCACAGGGCAGCUAGACUCCGGUGCCAAAAUCACUCUGUUUGGCCAGCCUCUGUCAAUAAUCUGUGGGGAAGAUGACACACUGCCCCAACCAGUCCAGGAUCUCCUAGCUAUAUUGUAUAUGAAAGGACCUUCCACUGAAGGGAUAUUCAGAAAAGCUGCCAAUGAGAAAGCACGAAAGGAGUUGAAGGAGGACCUAAACAAAGGCGGGAACGUUGAUUUGAAAAGCAAAUCUGUGCACCUGCUGGCAGUGGUCUUGAAGGACUUCCUCCGGAAUAUUCCCUCCAAACUCCUGUUGGUUGACCUCUAUGAGAAGUGGAUGCAAGCUCUGGAGAAGCCAAGCAAGGAGGAAAAAAUUGAAGAAUUGAAAGAGGUGGCUGACAAACUGCCUAGACCAAACCUUGCCUUGCUCAAGCACUUGCUGUCCCUGCUCCACCACAUCAGCCAAAAUGCUGAGACCAACAGGAUGGACUCCAGCAAUCUGGCCAUCUGCAUUGGCCCAAACAUGCUGGGCCCAGAGACAGACAACAUGCUCCCGCUGGAAGUGCAGAAGGAGAUGAAUGACAAGGUGACGGUGUUGGUGGAGUUCCUCAUAAACAACUGCUCAGAAGUAUUUGGGGAGGACACUGCCUUGCCCAUCUGUGCCUUGGCUGAGGAGUCGCUGGAGCUCACAGACAGCUCCACAGAACACCUAUGUGCUGCUCAUCAGAAUGACUCUGCCUAUGACAGCCCAGAUCCUGAAGGUGAAGGCAGCCCUCGUACCUCUCAGGUGGAGCAGCCCAAAGGGAGGAGCACUAGUGUGAGCAGAAGAUAUCCAUCAUGCAUCUCUGCCCCUUCACUGGCUAAUUUCAGAAAUGACAUCAGCACAAUGGACAGGAGGUACUCGGAGCCAGACCUGUCCUUCCAGAACCGCCUUGAAGGCAGGAUAAGGAAACAGAAGCUAAACAAAAGUGAGGUUUUUCAGCAGAAACAGCUAGGGUUGGAGGCACUGGAGAAAUGUCUCACAAUCUUGCCUUCACAAUUAUCAACUGACUCUCUACCUAAAACACCCUCCAGUUGCUCCCUGGAGAGCUCUGAUGGCUCGGUCUUCACCAGCUCCCCAGUAGUUUCACCCUCUAGUCCCAAAAAAACCUUUUUAAAUAGGCCCCAGUCCUUUUCCACCAAGGCCACUGAAGACUGCAGUAUGCCUAGCAAAGAGAUCAAGAAGCAUUCCAUGUCAUUCUCUUUUGCAAACUGCAGGAAAACACUAAUAAAAACCCAGAGUUGGGGGCCUGGAAAAAACAUGGGUUUUCAGAGAGACAGUUUCACAACGAAAGAAGAUGAGUUCUCCUGCAGAGUUGUCCAGAACAGCCCUGAUGAUGACAAACCAUUGCCUGUGGCAUACCAGCAAAGGCCCCGUUUCAGGUCAGCUGAUGAAGUGUUCAGAGAGGUAGACCAGAGGAAUCCUGGAAAACCACCCUCUUACGAAGAGGCUACAAAAAACUGCCUGGCCACUAAAGUUCCCUCCAACAAUCUCACGGUUCAAACUAUGAGGUUAAAGGUGUCACACCAGGAUGAUUUGCCACCUCAUCCACGCAGCAGCUGUGCACAGGACGCAGCACGUACGGCUCUAAGGGAUCUACCCAGUGGCAGAGUUUCUGCAGGGAAGGAUUCUGAUGUGGACACCGAAACUCUCAGUGUCACCGUUGGAAUAAACUCCCGUGUGAGUUUACCUGUGACCCCGGGAGUUUACCGAUUGAGAGCCAUGUCUGAAUCCUAUCAAAAGAACAAACUUGAGUAUGUGGCUCGGAGGUGCAGCCAGCCAGUUUUUGAGGUAGACCAGAUCCAGUAUGCUAAGGAAUCCUAUGUUUAA
Messenger RNA from Pterocles gutturalis (yellow-throated sandgrouse), 2073 nucleotides. It is a transcript of the gene TAGAP, whose product is annotated as T-cell activation RhoGTPase activating protein. Gene Ontology annotation, molecular function: GTPase activator activity. NCBI's taxonomy places the organism in Eukaryota, Metazoa, Chordata, Aves, Pterocliformes, Pteroclidae. The record is from RefSeq and is a predicted model, not a curated record. Gene Ontology annotation, biological process: signal transduction; regulation of Rho protein signal transduction.